Strongylocentrotus purpuratus (purple sea urchin) is the source of this 4530-nucleotide messenger RNA. RefSeq names its product oxysterol-binding protein-related protein 1 (gene osbpl1a). Lineage: Eukaryota; Metazoa; Echinodermata; Echinoidea; Camarodonta; Strongylocentrotidae. The record is from RefSeq and is a predicted model, not a curated record. Bases 295 to 3963 code for a protein of 1222 amino acids. The transcript is spliced from 22 exons. Gene Ontology annotation, molecular function: protein binding; cholesterol binding. Gene Ontology annotation, cellular component: membrane; cytosol; intracellular membrane-bounded organelle.
AAAAACCUCCUCGUACAUAUAUACUGUACGCACUGAUCACAAUUUUGAAUGAGGAGAAAAUUGCAAUUUAGUGAAGGUAAUAUUGAAGUCACGCUUGUGAUUUGCUAUGUGGAAUCUCAAUCUACUAUACGGAUGUAGUGAGUUAACAACAUUUCAUGCGAUCUUUUCAGCAGUGCUGAGCUUCUAGCUUUCCGCCGUGUGUUUUUAGGUUCUCCUAACUACAAGAUACGUUGUGUCUUGCUAACUCUUUGUCAUCUGUAGUUAGUAGUAGGCUCCAGGAGCUCUUACGACACUAUGGCAGAACAGUCCUCAGCAGAGUUCCAGGAUUGCCAGGAUGAGAGUGAGCAGGAUGAAGAGAUGGAGGACGAGACCGAGGGAGACGUCAGGUUGAAGGGAACUGAUCAAACGCACGCAAGCAGCAGGAGCCAGGUUUCAUCAUUAAGGAAAGCAGAUCUGGAGAAAGUAGAAGGGUUACCUGGAAGUGUAGCAUUUUUCGACUGCGACCGUGAAGAGGAUGGUGGAGAAGGGGCGGAAGAAGAGCAAGAGAAGACCCUGGUCGGUAUCGAUGAAACAAUACUUGAUGAAGGCAGUGCUGGUAUUGCCAGUCAUUAUCCGACUGUUGGGAAAGGAGCAGGAGGGGUCAUUGCUGGGGUAACCCAGGCCCAUGAUGGAGAUACACUGGAAACAAAAGGGGGAAUGUUAGGAGAUGAUGAUGAUGAUAAGAUGAAGGAUGUAGAAUUCAGGGAAGUAGAGGAACACAAAGGGGUAGAUGAUGAUGAUGAUGAUGAUAACUCUGUGAGGAAGGUGAUAUCUAAAGAAGUGGAGCAUUUUGAAAAUGAUAAUGAUCAAGGUCUUCACCAAGCUACAAACUCCCAGAAUGUUUCAGGAGAUGCGAUUAAACCUGAGGAAGAGAAAGAAGAUACAGAGUUACUUCUUCUUGCAGCUAGACAUGGUGAUGCAUCAGGAGUACUCAAGCUGAUCCAGAAAUACAAGCAGUAUGGAGAGAACUGCACUUUCAGUGUCAAUUGCAAAGGUCAACAAAAGUCGAACCGAGGUUGGAACCCACUCCAUCUUGCUUCCUACUUUGGUCAUGAUAAGGCUGCCUUGGUUCUCCUGAGUAAUGGAGCUAACAUCAACUCCAUGAAUCCCAUGGGAGACACUCCUCUCCACAAAGCUGCCUAUAUUGGGAGAGAGGAUAUUGUACAGCUUCUAAUAGAGGGUGGUGCUGAUGUGUUUGCUGUCAAUGGAGAAGGGAUGUCACCCAAGGAAGUAGCACUUGGGUCAGAGGUCAAAAGAUUGCUUGAAGGUGCUGAACAAUCACAACAACUGAAGUCACAGCAGACUCUGCUACAUGCUGCAUCGGAAGGUGACCUUGAAACCAUCACAAAAAUGCUGGAAGGCCCAAGACCCCCCAAUAUAAACUGCACAGAUGUGAGCGGACAUACUCCUCUUCAUAGGGCCUGCUGCAGUGACCAGCGUGAGGCGGCCAUUUUGUUACUACAGAGCGGGGCAAAGACUGAUGUGAAGAAUUCCAAGGGUCAAACGGCUCUUGACCUAGCACAGUCAUACCACAUCAGACAGCUAGUGAGCCUUCGGCCAAUGAAGGUGGUUCAUAGCUAUGUCAAUAAAUUUGAAGGGCCAUUAUAUAGGGCUGGUAUGAUGAGAAGACGACACCUUUGGGUGGUGCUUGACCAGGGUAUGCUGAGUUAUUACAGGAACAGGGCUGAUGCAUAUGCAGGAGUGAAGCGACAAGGCUGUAAAAGUUUGGACAAUGCAGAUAUCAAAGUUAAUGUUGAUAAUGAUAGUAUGUUUGCCAUGAAGUACAAUGAAGGCUCAACACAUCUCUGGAUGCUGGAUGAGAAGUUCUCUAGUGACUUGACAAGAGAGAAAUGGAUUAGCGCUCUGAGGGAGCAUAGAUCUUACAGUGAGAGAUUGGCCAGUUCUUGCAUCAUCGCUGACUCUGACUCUGACGAUGAAGAAGAAGGAGAAAAUAAGAAGAAACUGCUUGCAUUAAGCUCCAUUCAAGAUACCUUGAAGAAUGCCCAAACAAGACACCACCUUGUGGAGGAGAGCAUCAGGAAUCUGUCGCAAUGGAUGGACGGACUUAAAGGCGACACCAGUAACAGUAUCAACCUGUCAGAGCUGACCAAAAGACUUGAAGGCAUCGUUGAUAGAUCACAUGAAGCAUGUAGCGCCCUCUCUAGUUGCAUGGCUGUAAUGUCCGGCCAGGAAGAGCUGCGUAACCUUCAAUUGAGGCAAGAGCAAGAGCGGAUCCGCAACUUGCAGGACGCUCUCCACGCCCUCGCACGGCAGCACGACAGACUCGAAGUCUUCUCCGCGAGCUUCUCCGCAAGCCCCGGGCUCAAUAACUUCCACGAUACCCAGGAGUUUGACUACGACGACCAUGAGUUCCACAGUGUGAUGGACUCUGGGAGCCGAGGCAGCAGCCCGACGGGUAGCUUUGAUGACCGACUGAGCGACGUUGAGAGCUUCUACAGCGUCAGGAUGGAUAACCCUGAGCAAAGGUCGCCAACAGAGGGCGCCUUAGUUCAGAGUAGGAUAUCGGCGGAUUCUGAGAAUCAUUCGAACAGUAAACAGCAGAGCAAGGAAGACCUUGUUGUUUCGUCAAACAAUGGAGAUUGCAAUAUAACCAAAAGUAGAGACUUGGGACAAAGUGAUGUGUUUACGUUUGGCAGUGUGCCUAAUAUUAUCAUUCCAGGAUGUGCAAGAGUAAGAUUACCAGCCCCCAUGUACAGACGAGACCACAUGACCUUAUGGACAGUACUAAAACAAUGCAUCGGCAAAGAACUCUCCAAGAUCACUAUGCCUGUCGUCUUCAACGAACCCUUAAGCUUUCUCCAAAGAUGCUGUGAAUACAUCGAGCAUGCCCACCUCCUCGUCAAGGCCAGCAUGUCUGACGACCCUCUCGACAGGAUGAAGUAUGUAACAGCCUUUGUUGUUUCUGCAUCAGCUUCAAAUGUAGACAGAUUUGGCAAACCUUUCAAUCCACUCUUGGGAGAAACGUACGAGUUAUCAAGAGAUGACAUUGACACCAAGAUGCUGUUAGAGCAGGUCUCCCAUCAUCCGCCCGUCAGUGCCUUCCACGCCAGCUCGCCUCACUUUGAGUUCCACGGUGCUGUCCAUCCUAAACUCAAGUUCUGGGGCAAGAGUAUGGAGGUCCAACCCAAAGGUGUCGUUACCAUCAAGCUUCCAAAACAUGGUGAAUCAUACACCUUUCACAACGUCCUGAUGUGUGUUCAUAAUCUCAUCGUGGGUAGACUCUGGAUAGAGCAGUACGGCACACUAGAGAUCAUCAAUCACAAGACGGGGCUCAAGAGUGUUCUUAACUUCAAACCGGCUGGCUGGUUUGGUCGGGAUCUCCACAAAAUUGAGGGUCAUAUCUCAGACAAGCAGGGGAAGAAGCUGUGCUAUCUGUAUGGCAAGUGGACAGAGUACAUCUGCGCUGUUCAGAAAGAUACUCCUGAAAGCAGGAAGGAGGAGAAGAAGAGGAAAGGAAGAGCAAGUGUAUCAGAAAAGAGUCCUCCAAGUUCACCAGGAGCAGGGAGUGAUCCAGUCGGCGAUGGACCAGACAAGGACUCUCAGAUCUUAUGGCAAAAUCUAACCAGGCCUGAAGAAUCAUCACAAUACUAUUCCUUCACAUCAUUUGCAAUGAGACUCAACGAAAUCGGCGAAGGAACGAAGCAAGCACUACCAUGUACCGACAGCAGGUUGAGACCAGACAUCAGAUUAUUAGAAAAUGGUGACAUAGAUGGAGCAUCAUCUGAGAAACACCGUCUUGAGGAGAACCAGAGGGCGAGGCGGAAGCACCGGAAUAAGAGCAAAGAGACCUGGUCUCCUCUCUGGUUUAAGGCUGAUGUCAACAGCUUGACCGGGGAACAGGACUGGCUCUACAAGGGCACCUACUGGGACAGGAACUACUCAAGCUGUCCAACUAUAUUUUGAAGUGCAGGUGAACCUGUGUAGAAAGACUGCCCAAGGGAAUAGGUAAACGUGGCCGAUCUUUAUGGACAGGUUGUUCAUAUUGUAGAGAAAGUAGAAACCUGAAUGGUCUUUAUUGGAAGGGUAUCAUAAUAUUUUCAAUGUAGGUGCUCCUGUGUAGGGGAGGGUGGUGGUAGGGGGGGGGGGCUUUCUAUUAGAAUCAAGAAAAAGUGUUCUUAAUAGACAGGUUGAUGUAAAGAAGAAGAUCCCUAAUGGAGAAUAAGAAAAGGAGCCUCUGUAGACAGGUGACCUACACUGCCAAGAGAUAUCUGACAGGGAUAGACCAUUAAAGGGAAACAAGAAAAGUGGCCUUUUUAUGCAGGUUGUACAUAUCACUGGCUUAAAUUAAUCAAAAUAAAAAAUCAUGAUGGUUUGUGAUUACUAGAUAGAGCUAUGAGUGUUCAAGGAAAUAAAUUUCUUCAAUUAAGAAGUCUUUGGCCAGGUAAGAACAAGCAUAAAUUAUGAGGGAAAAGCAUUCUUCAAUCUGACCAGUAGGCCAUUAUAAUCUGAGACUGAUGCCUUCUCCUGUAU